AAGCUGCGUGUGUUAUAUUUCAGGUUGUUGAACCGCACCCCGAUCCGGAAUGGACUUUGUUGUGGUACCUUCGAAGGAAGCUUCAGCUGACAGGAACCAAGUAUGGCUGCGGAGAAGGAGGCUGCGGCGCUUGCACUGUCAUGGUGUCCCAGUACUCGAGGCAUGAAGAACGAGUCAAGCAUAUUUCAGUAAAUUCGUGUUUAAUGCCAGUGUGCGCGAUGCAUGGCUUGGCGGUCACCACAGUGGAAGGUAUCGGUUCCACCCAGGAUCGAUUACAUCCGGUACAAGAACGCAUAGCGAAAGCCCACGGGUCGCAGUGUGGCUUCUGUACUCCCGGUAUCGUCAUGUCCAUGUACACAUUACUUCGGAACAAAAACACCAUCGAUUACGCAGACAUAGACACAGCUCUCCAGGGAAAUCUCUGCAGAUGCACCGGCUACAGACCUAUAAUAGAAGGCUUUAAAACAUUCAUGGAAGGCUGGGAAAAACAUUACGUUAAUGCUGAUACAAAUGCAUGCAUGAUGGGGAAAGAUUGCUGUCGAAAUAAAGACACAGUGAAUAGUGAAAACCCACCACUGUUUGAGAAGUCAUCGUUCCAACCGUACGACCCAACGCAAGAGCCAAUAUUCCCUCCAGAGCUAAAACUAAAUCAUCACUACAGCGAAAGUUGCACAUUUUAUAAGACUGAUAAAGUUAUAUGGGUUAGACCGAUCAAUCUUGAAGAUGCGCUUCUUAUAAAGAAAAAUAUCCCGGAUAGCAAGAUUGUUGUAGGAAACACGGAAAUAGGGGUCGAAGUUAAAUUUAAAAAGAAAAUAUAUCCAGUAUUAAUCUAUCCAACGUUGAUAAAAGAAAUGAGUGGAUGUAGCGUAACAAAUGAGGGUAUUGUAAUUGGUGCCACAACUACCUUGACUGAACUAAAUUGUUUUCUGCAACAACAAAUGAUUAAAGAUAGCAGUAAAGGGAAAGUAUUUGCAGCAAUACAAGAAAUGCUUCAUUGGUUUGCAGGUAACCAAGUUCGGAAUGUAGCAACGCUUGUAGGAAAUAUCGUUACUGCUAGCCCUAUCUCUGAUUUAAAUCCUAUAUUGAUGUCCUGUUCCGCGGUAGUAAACGUGUGUAGCGCCGAUAGGGGAAAGAGACAAAUAGUAAUUAAUGAAUACUUUUUCCAUGGAUACAGAAAAACAACUAUCAAGGAUGACGAACUAGUAAUUUCUAUUGAAAUUCCGUUUACGGAGAAAACGCAGAUAGUCAAAGCUUAUAAACAAGCUAGAAGAAGAGAUGACGAUAUCUCUAUAGUCACAGCCGCGUUUAAUGUUGUAUUCGAAGAAGAUAAAAAUAUAGUACAAGAAGCCAAGCUAUGUUUUGGUGGCAUGGGACUUGUAACAAUUUGUGCAAAAAAAACGUCUUAUCUACUUUACGGUUUGCACUGGGAUGAAAAUAUGUUAAAUAUAUGUUUACAAUCCUUGACGGAAGAACUGCAAUUAGAUUUUUCAGUGCCAGGAGGUAUGGCUGAUUAUAGAAAAUCACUGUGUCUAAGUCUGUUUUACAGGUUUUAUCUGUAUGUUUUGCAGACAAGAAAUGAUGAAGUCCCGAACGAUAUAAAAAGUGGGGCCGAGGAAAUACCUCUGAUGUAUCCAUCUAGUUCUCAGUUCUUUGAGAUUAAAAAUGAUAAUAGAAAGAAAUAUGAUGCGGUAGGUAAACCGGUCGUACAUGCAUCAGCGUUGAAACAAGCAACGGGUGAAGCAAUAUAUUGCGAUGACAUCCCCCAGGUCGCCGGCGAAUUGUUCCUAACAUUGGUUUUCAGUACUGAAUCACAUGCAAUAAUUAAGUCUAUUGAUGCUAGUAAAGCUUUAGCAUUACCUGGUGUUGUCGCUUUUCUGUCGGCUGUUGAUUUGGCUGAAGAAAAUAAUAAAAUGGGUCCUAUUUUCAAAGAUGAAGAAAUAUUUGCAAGAACUAAAGUAACAAGCCGAGCGUGUGUUAUAGGAGCCAUAGUAGCAAUGAGUGAAAGUGUUGCUCGUAAAGCAAAAGAUUUGGUUUCUGUUGUUUAUGAAAAACUGAAACCAGUAAUAAUUACGUUGGAGGAUGCCAUAAAUCAUAAAUCAUUUUUUGAUGGUUCUCCUCGAACAUUUCGGAAAGGCAACAUAGACGAUGCAUUUAAAAAAUCUUCUUACACUAGAGAAGGGUACGUAAGGAGUGGAGCUCAAGAGCAUUUUUAUCUCGAAACGAUAUCUGCUUUCGCCGUGAGAAAAGAAGAUGAACUUGAGAUCGUUUCUACAUCACAAAAUCCUGCCGAUGUAGCGCACAUAGCAUCAGAAACUCUUGGCAUUCCAAACCAUAAAGUAGUAGCUAAAGUCAAAAGAAUAGGAGGCGGAUUUGGCGGGAAAGAGACUCGCGCAGCCUUGUUAGCCAUUCCUGUUGCCGUAGCAGCUUACAAAUUGAAGAAGCCAGUCAGAGCUGUUUUUGAUAGAGAUGAAGACAUGCAAGUGACAGGAUAUAGACAUCCUUGUUUGAUCAAAUACAAAGUUGCUUUUAAUGACGACGGAAAGAUAUCAGGUGCUGUUUACGACGUCUAUAGUAACGCUGGAAAUUACAUGGAUAUAUCUUGCUCGAUGAUGGAAAGAGCGAUGACACAUGUCGAUAAUUGUUACUUCAUUCCCAACAUUGAGGUAAAUGGCUAUGUUUGUAAGACAAAUAUGCCAUCGAACACGGCUUUUAGAGGUUUCGGUGCUCCAAAAUCUAUGUUAGCAGCAGAAACUAUGAUCAGAGAUGUAGCUGCAGCUUUAAACAAGAGUUAUGAAGAAAUAGUCAAUGCAAAUCUCUACAGAGAGGGCCUUUUGACGCAUUAUAAUCAAACGCUUACGUAUUGUACUUUAUCUAGAUGUUGGGAUGAAUGUGUUGAAACGUCUAACUAUAGGGAAAGAAAGAAAUCAGUCGAUGAAUUUAACAGAUCAAAUAGAUGGAAGAAGAAGGGCAUUGCAUUAGUGCCCACUAAGUAUGGGAUAUCUUUUCAAGUCGACGUACUUAUGCAAGCAGGAGCUCUGUUGCUGAUAUACAAAGACGGAUCGGUCCUGUUAUCUAUUGGAGGAAUAGAAAUGGGUCAAGGCUUAUACACGAAGAUGAUUCAAGUCGCUUCCAGAGCUUUGGAAAUUGAUAUUUCUAAAAUACAUAUCAGUGAAAUGGCCACUGAUAAAGUUCCAAAUAGUUCGCCUACAGCUGGCAGUAUAAGUUCUGAUCUGAAUGGAAUGGCCGUUAUAAACGCGUGCAACAUCCUCAAAGAAAGGCUGGAGCCAUACAAAGCUAAGAAUCCAGAUGGCAAAUGGGAAGACUGGGUAUCAGCGGCAUACGUGGACAGAACGAAUCUUUCAGCAACAGGAUAUUACGCUGCUCCAAAGAUUGAAUUCAAUCGUGAUACAAACUUAGGCAAUUUGUAUGAAUAUUUCACUUACGGUGUGGCGUGCUCAGAAGUUAUUAUUGACUGCCUGACUGGUGAUCACCAGGUUCUAAGAACAGAUAUAGUUAUGGAUGUGGGCGAGAGUUUAAACCCUGCAAUAGACAUUGGUCAAAUCGAAGGUGCAUUCACACAAGGAUAUGGUUUCUACACGAUGGAAGAGAUGGUGUUUUCGCCAAACGGCGAAGUACUAUCUCGGGGGCCCGGUGCUUACAAAAUUCCUGGGUUUUCGGAUAUACCUAAGGUGUUCAACGUUUCUCUUUUGAAAGGUGCUCCUAAUCCAAGAGCUGUAUACUCGUCGAAGGCAAUAGGCGAACCUCCAUUGUUCCUAGCCGCGUCAGUAUAUUUUGCCAUCAAAGAAGCCAUCAAAUCGGCUCGCGUAGACGCUGGUAUGUCUCCAGAGUUUGUUUUGGAUGCUCCAGCUACUUGCGCUCGCAUCAGAAUGGCUUGCGAGGAUCAUAUCACGUCACAGGUGAAACCAACGAUCAAGCCCGGAGGGCAGCCGUGGAAUGUUGUUAUUUAAACUUUUUUAAUAAUUAUUCCAAACAUAAUUUACAAUUUUCUUUUAAUGUUACGUUUAUCUAUAUCACAAGAAAAAAUAAACUUUAUAUCGUUCUGUUUAA
Molecule: messenger RNA, 4068 nt
Organism: Pectinophora gossypiella (pink bollworm)
Lineage: Eukaryota; Metazoa; Arthropoda; Insecta; Lepidoptera; Gelechiidae
Gene: Xdh2
Product: xanthine dehydrogenase-like
Exons: 7
Coding region: 141-3968 (1275 amino acids)
Molecular function (GO): iron ion binding; oxidoreductase activity; FAD binding
Source: RefSeq, a predicted model, not a curated record